Drosophila albomicans is the source of this 1901-nucleotide messenger RNA. Its product is annotated as dihydropyrimidinase-like. Gene Ontology annotation, biological process: pyrimidine nucleobase catabolic process. The record is from RefSeq and is a predicted model, not a curated record. Gene Ontology annotation, cellular component: cytoplasm; cytosol. Bases 91 to 1845 code for a protein of 584 amino acids. The transcript has 11 exons. Lineage: Eukaryota; Metazoa; Arthropoda; Insecta; Diptera; Drosophilidae. Gene Ontology annotation, molecular function: dihydropyrimidinase activity.
UUAUUUGAUUCAUAUUUUAAAGCGAAGUGGAGGUGUGCGCAGCAAUAUCCAUACCAAAAAAUAUCAUAAGAGGUUAACGAGUCAAGAAUAAUGGCGAGUAGUCCGAACCCGGUCAAAAAAGUGCCGAUACACUUGCAAAGUGCUCAGAACAGAGUUUACAUUAAAAACGGCGAGAUUGUCAAUCAUGACAAGGCAUUCAAAGCCGAUGUCUACAUUGAAGACGGCAUCAUAAAAUUUAUAGGUCCUGCCGCAGAUAUAACCGUCCCCGGCGGAGUGCGUACGAUCGAUGCCAGUGGAAAAUUAAUUAUUCCGGGUGGAAUUGAUCCUCAUACUCAUAUGCAACUUCCCUUCGGCAAUGCGGUGGCUGUAGAUGACUUCUAUCAUGGAACUAAAGCUGCUGUAGCUGGUGGCACAACUAUGAUAAUUGAUUUCGUGUUGCCAAAUAAAAACGAGUCCAUGCUUGAAGCCUAUGACAAGUGGCGCUCUUGGGCCGAUCCAAAGGUUUGUUGUGACUAUGGCUUCCAUGUCGGUAUAACUUGGUGGUCCAAAUCGGUGUCGAAAGAGUUAGGCAUACUUUGCAAUGAGCUUGGCGUCAAUUCCUUUAAAACAUUCAUGGCCUAUAAGGGUCUCUAUCAGCUCAAUGAUUCAGAUCUCUUGGAUGUAUUCGAGCGCAUUAGAGAACUAAAAGCUGUAGCCAUGGUACAUGCUGAGAACGGAGAUAUUAUCGCCAAGAACGCCGCGCGUUUACUCGCCGAGGGUGUCACGGGUCCAGAAGGACACGAACUAUCGCGUCAAGAGGAAGUUGAGGCUGAAGCCGUGCAUCGUGCCUGCAUUUUGGCUCAUCAAGUCGAUUGUCCACUCUAUGUGGUCCACGUUAUGAGUAAAUCGGCUGGCAUCGAGCUAGCCCGGGCUCGUCAGCGUUAUAACAAGAAAUACAUAUUCGGUGAAACCCUUGCGGCAGCACUUGGCACAGAUGGCACUCAUUAUCGUUGCCAACACUUUGGACAUGCGGCUGCUCAUGUGCUCAGUCCUCCCUUGAGACCCGACAAAACAACUCCCGAGUUUAUGAUGAAAUUAUUGGCCAGCGAUGAUCUGCAAACCACAGGCAGCGAUAACUGCACCUUUAACAAGAGCCAGAAGGAGCUUGGUCUUGGCGAUUUUACGAAAAUACCGAAUGGAGUCAACGGAGUUGAAGAUCGUAUGUCGCUGGUAUGGGAAAGAGGUGUGCACAGUGGACUCCUCGAUCCCUGCCGAUUCGUCGCUAUAACUAGUACAAACGCGGCUAGAAUAUUUAAUAUAUAUCCGCAAAAAGGAAGAAUUGCUGUUGGCUCCGAUGCUGAUAUCGUUAUUUGGGAUCCUCAGGCCACACGCACCAUUUCCAAGGAUACCCAUCACCAUGCAUGCGAUUUUAAUAUCUUUGAGGGUAUGACAGUGCAUGGUGUGCCAGAGUAUGUGUUGGUACGAGGACGCAUUUGCGUUGAGAAUGGUUCAGUUCGUGUCGCAGAAGGAUUCGGGCGUUUUAUUCCCUCCCCCCUAAGACCUGCCUUUGUUUAUGAUAGUCUUGAGGGCAAGGUGGAAGAGGAGCAGGUGGACCAGAAAAAUAGCAAUGGGAACAAUCGGGUUGCCGAUUUGGAUGCUCAUGUAUCUUCUCAGCUACCACCUGCCGUUAUGUUCUCCGGAAAAACGACUCCCACCACCCCUGAAGGAAGCCGUGGGCGUGUUGAUGGUAAACGGGAUUUGCAGGAAUCUUCAUUCUCGAUUAGCCAGGAACUGGACACCGCAGGAGUUCGUUCCUCCAUCAAAGUGCACAAUCCUCCAGGGGGUAAAUCUUCCGGCUUUUGGUAGUUACCAAAUACAUAUAUUUGUUUACUCUUAUGACAAAAAUAAAUCUUUAAAAAAUA